GCGGCUUGGUCCCAGCCGGCGGGCGAAAGCGGCUCCUCCCCGGACGCCCCGCCUCUCACUCCCGUUACACUCCCGGGAAGGUGUUCCAGAGGCCGCUCCCAUCCUCACCCCGCCUCCCGCUUCUCCAGCGCUAACCUCUGUCGGCGGAGCCCACUAUGCCAGACACUUUCGACACUUUGCAAAGACAAAGAGCCCUAGACCGGAGGGAGGAGAGAGGAGGAGGCAGAGAAGGACCGUGAGGUGUGAGCUGGCCGGGGCUUCACUUUGCCGAGCUAGUGAUGCUAUCAAGGUUGCAACUGGCACCUGUUGGGUCUGUACUGAGCAAGACUCAGCGCUGUGGGGCCGGGCAGUUGUAUCUGUGAGCCAGGGGCAGACAGUGGCUCAGCUUCCUGAGAUGGAGAAACUGAGGCUCAGAGAGGUUAUGGAACUCCACUGAUGUGGCACUUCUGAUGUUCAGGGACCCCUGUGCCUUCCAGGAGACGUCCUUUAAGUCCCUAUUCCUGGUGUCAACCUAGGAGACACAGCUCCUCAGCCCCACUUUCUGGAGGAGGGUGGCCAAGCCUCUUCACAUCCUGCGCCAAGACCCUUUUUCAGAUCAUCCGGGGGUUCGUCCAGGCUGAGGAUCAACUAACUAAGCUUGAUCCCUUUUGAUUUGGGGAGAACAUUGCUCUUCCUAGGCUUCACUCAAGUAUCAUCAAGUCACAUUCUUGACUUUGCUUGGGAUGCAGAAGAGGUAGACCACACUGUUUACCAAUACAGCCAAGAUUGUGUUGCACAGACUGCCCUCGUAUGCCACACGGGGAUGUCGAGAACACAAACCUAGGUUUGUCUCCAACAGGCUGAAGUUUGCCCUAGCUGCAUCUGAGACCUCCCUGCAGACUCCUUUUCCUGCCGCCUGCUCCUGUGUUUCUACUCAGCUCUAGGAGGGGUCUCUCUCCACUCUUCCACCCUCCCAUCAACACAAAGGUCCCAGCAAAGGGUGGAGAUGGUGAACAUGAGGAAGAGGACCCUCAAGUACCUCACCUUCUUUCUGCUCUUCAUCUUCCUCACUUCCUGUGUCCUGAACUACUCCAACACGGUUGUGCCCAGUGCCUGGUUCCCCAAGCAGAUGGUCCUGGAACUCUCAGAGAAUUUCCGCAAGUUCAUCAAGUCACAGCCGUGCACCUGCAGACACUGUAUCAGCCAGGGCAAGGUCUCAUACUGGUUUGACCAGCGCUUCAACAAGACUAUGCAGCCACUGCUGACAGCCCACAAUGCUCUGAUGGAGGAGGACACAUACCGGUGGUGGCUGAGGCUUCAGAGGGAGAGGAAACCCAACAACCUGAGCGACACCGUCAAGGAACUGUUUCGCCUGGUGCCGGGGAACGUGGACCCCAUGUUGAACAAGAGGUUGGUGGGUUGCCGACGCUGUGCCGUUGUAGGAAACUCUGGUAACCUGAAGGACUCCUCGUAUGGGCCUGAGAUCGACAGCCACGACUUUGUGCUGAGGAUGAACAAGGCCCCCACAGCAGGCUUUGAGGCAGAUGUUGGGAGCAGGACCACCCACCAUCUUGUGUAUCCUGAGAGCUUCCGGGAGCUGGGAGAGAAUGUCAACAUGAUCCUGGUCCCCUUCAAGACCAUCGACCUGCAGUGGGUGAUCAGUGCCACCACCACAGGCACCAUCACUCACACCUAUGUCCCCGUGCCCCCGAAGAUCAAAGUGAAACAAGAGAAGAUCCUGAUCUACCACCCAGCCUUCAUCAAGUAUGUCUUCGACAACUGGCUUCAGGGCCAUGGGAGGUAUCCAUCGACCGGUAUCCUCUCAGUCAUCCUCUCCAUUCAUAUCUGUGAUGAGGUGGACUUAUAUGGCUUUGGGGCAGACAGCAAAGGAAAUUGGCACCAUUACUGGGAAAACAACCCAUCAGCAGGUGCAUUCCGAAAGACGGGGGUUCAUGAUGGCGACUUUGAGUACAACGUCACAACUACCCUGGCAGCCAUCAACAAAAUCCGCAUCUUCAAGGGGAGAUGAUGCUGCGACCCAUUAAGGAUGGACACAACACAUCAGACCUCUCAGCUUGCAGCCCCAGCAUCUCCCUGGAGCCAGUGUGUUCCAGAAGCUUUCAGGGCUGAGCUUGGAGUGUUCCCAGGCUUUCUGGCAGCCUCUUGCACCCUUAUUUUGGUAUCAUCUACUUAGCAAAGUUGUCUGACUCUCCCAGGAUACAGAGCAAGUCUCAGGCCUGUCUAUGGUAGGAGCACUUCCCCAUUGCUGUCUCCUAGCGGGAGGAAAAGGGAGCAGAUAAGAGAGAAGGUCUAGCCUCCGAACAACCACAGUUAUUUUGUCUUCUGGGUUGGAUUGGAGGGUGAGGAUGGGGAAAAUAAAUCCUGCAGAUUCUCAUAUUCAAAAGAUUGAACUUUUCCAAGAAGUCAUUUUGGAGACUGCCACUGAUCUGUGGGCCUCAUGCUCAACUCAGACUCUGGCUGGGAAUGUUUGGGACAGUCAUCUGCAGAGCAGAGCCACACUGGGCUACACCAAGCAGAGGGGCAAGAUACCGUUCUCCUUUGCAUGAAACGUAGCCUGUCACUUGAUAUGACAUCCCCAUUGUCCCUUUCUUCAAAAAGGUCACCGAUGAUGGCUAGGCAAAGCUUCUGUCUCCAGAGGUCUUCCACGGAAACCUGGCUAUGUAUCACUGACAGGAAUGAAACCCUUGUCACCAUUCUGUGUGAGCCCCCUCUGUGGUGAUACUGAUGGCCAGAUCAGGUCUGACUAUUUCCACGUGCCUUUGAACUUGAGAAAGAAAUGCAUGCAUUGGCUAACAUGAAGCAAAAUCCCCAACUGAAGAAAGGGGAUCUCCACCAGCACCCCGCUUUGCUACAUAGCUCAAAAUCUCUUUUCAGAUGAUGUUCUGCACCACCCAGAGUAUGCCAGGCAUGGGAUGGGCGCUCUGUUCUAUUUCCUCAGACUGCUGGGUUCAGGACCACAAACAACCAGCAUCUUCCCCUGGGUCCUUAACACUGAGCCAAGUCCUUAGCAGUCACCUUCCUGGACAUGUUUGGGGUCGCACUGGGGACACUCUAGAACUAUAACUGAAAUGCAUGUACCUCUUCUCCUCAAUUCUGUCUGUUCUCCCCUCCUUCCUCUACAGAAAUCCUGAUUAUUUAUUGAUGUGUUAAUUCAGCCGACCCUGUGCACACUCUUCCCCACAGCUGAUCAUAGUGUGUUUUGUUGCUUUGCCCAGCAAGUGGGAGCAGGCACGGAAGGGAGAGCAUCCUGGAUGUAUAAGUGUUGAGACAUCUGGACUUGGGGCUUGCUGGUGGGCAGAUCCUGUGGCGCUGACAAUCUUUGUAGAAUCCAUGUCACCUCCUUUCUAGUCCAAGUGACUUGCUUUCUUCCUCAUUGCAGAAAGGAGGAGAACAGGCACUUGGAAGUUACUGUCACCUCCUUACAAAUGUUCCAUAAGAGAAACCUCUGUUUCUGUUGAGAACUAUUCCCUAAAGACCACAACAACAUCAUCAAGGCAGAUUGUGAGAGAGGUAUCUUGAGGGUUGGGAGAUCGCCCCCUGCUCAAGUUCCCCUCUCAACUUUGGGCCAUUCAUAGGCAUCACCAAAGAGCAGAUGCUAAGAUUGCCAUUUUCUAAGAGUCUGUCCUGUGAGUGGCUUUGGAAUUGCCUUUUGUUUAAUUUUCAGUGACUCAGAAUUCAGGUUCUUCAUGAGGGAACAAUAUGUUUCACUUUUAAAACCUUUCUGACCUAAAAUCCUCGGCUGAAAAGGCUGGACUCCUGUGAGGUCCUUGCUGUGCAGAGCCCUCCUCAAAGGUCCCAGUUUGAGGAACUCAGCAGAUUUUUGUGGAUCAGUGGGUCAAUCCCUACAUCAAAUCAAAAGUAGUGGACAUUGGCUUAGGGGUGAGAGUUCAGGCGUAGCUGGGUUCUACUGCAAGAGAGCAAGUGCCUGUAGCGUGAGUGUAGCCAUUUCUAGCUGAGUGCUGCUCAAGAAGCUCUUCUGGUCUCCAUGGGCCCCCUCCCACUCCCCUCCCCCUCCCACCUUCCUCCCUUCCUCCCUCUGUCUCUCCUCCAGCCAAGGAGCCAAUGGUUCUCUUUCCCAUAAGCCUCAUCCUUCCCCUGUCUUUCACUGGCUUAGCAGUGAGCUCUUAACUGAAUAAAAUACAGUCAGUUGUGGCCAGAAUUAAGUGCACCAAUUAGUUUAAGGUAACUGGAGCUUUCCGUGGGUGUAGGUGGCUGAGAACAGGAAGGGCCUUCCCCCAAAGAGACUGGGCUUCCUGCUGACAGAAAAGCUGCUCCUGGGCUCCAGGCAGAGAGGAAAGGGCUGGCUUCCAGUGCACAGGAGUCUACUAAGUCCAAGGGAAUUGGGGCAUGGGGGUCUCAUCAGCACCCCAGACUACUAGCCUGCAGUGAACCAGAAGGCUGAUGUUUCUUGCACUGGUGGCAGGCUUCCAUUCCCCUUGGCCUCCAUUAGAGGAGAGAGAAGCAGAUCUGUAGCCUUUGGUUCCUGGAAGGGACAAGCAAGCCAAAGAGGAAAGUCUUGAUGUUGAUGCCUUUAGGCUGGCUUUUGGGAAUCAGACAUCAUCCAAGAAGCUAUGUGGGCAGAGUUAGUGCAGCAAAACCCCCAAAACAGUGAUAGAAUGGGGAGACCAGCAACCAUCUAGGGCCUUGAUGGUCUAAAGGUCUGGAGACCAUAGGAUACAGAUGGUGCUGCAGUCUUCACCGUGGCCACAGGGGUCUGCUAGAGGACCAUCACACCUCCUGGGAAUGUGGCCUCCCUGUCAGAAGUGGAAAGGACCACAGUGGAUACUGAGAACCCAGAGGGUGGCUUCACCUGUGCCCCGUCAAAGUAGCUCCCAACAUGCAGGGUAGGGGAAGCCCUAGGUAACCCCGCCCAGAGGAUAGAGUGACAGCUGUGUGCCCCCAGGAGCUGACAGCUGGAGCCACAGGUUCCAUCCUAGCCAGGUGGCUAUGAGGUGAGAAAGAUUGGCUCUAGGCAGCUCAGCCACCAAGGCCUGGCUAGCUAAUUUUCAGAUAGCAUCAGCUGUCCCCUUUGUCACCCUCUCCUGUGUCCCAGGUGUUACCUAAUACCUCUAAAAAAGCACCGAAGGGUGAAGAGAGAAAGCAGAGACCAGCAGGGUAGUGCCCCAUGCCUUCAGCCUCAGAGUAUAGUAAAUGUGUCAUCAGUCAGGUGUAGCCUGGACCCCACUCUUACCUCCCCAACCUCUCUGCUCACUUAGCUUUUACAUUGGCUCCUCCUACCAAGGAUCUGCCCCAUGGGAACCGCUUUAACCCUUUCUCCAGAGCCUAAUCCAGAUUUUGCACACCCUACUAGGUGAACAUGGGUAACGCCUGCCCCUCCCCCACCCUUGCACAAUCACUUUAAGAUUUCCCCAGAGCCUGGCCUUGCUCAACCCACUCUAGUAGGUAGACAUGGGUCCCUCCUGCAUCUCCAGGCACCACGGCUUUAGCCCUGUCCCCAGUCUGUUUCAGAGCCAAAGUUUGCCAAGAGCUUCCCGCCCAAAAGCUUUCCCUUCCUUGCCUCCUGUGGCCCAGCGUUGCCCGUUUAAACUUUGCUUUCUCCUGCCCACAUCUUGAUAAUCCUCCUGAUUGGUCUGAAUGCCUUUCCGAUGAUGUCAGCGAGCCUGACUCCCUCAGCCUCGGCUCCGUUUUAUUUAUUGUUGAAUAUUUCCAAUGAUUCCAAUGAAAGUGAAUAAAAAGAGCUAUUUUAUUUUA
Messenger RNA from Grammomys surdaster, 5712 nucleotides. RefSeq names its product ST3 beta-galactoside alpha-2,3-sialyltransferase 1 (gene St3gal1). Lineage: Eukaryota; Metazoa; Chordata; Mammalia; Rodentia; Muridae. Bases 986 to 2008 code for a protein of 340 amino acids. Gene Ontology annotation, molecular function: beta-galactoside (CMP) alpha-2,3-sialyltransferase activity. The transcript has 9 exons. The record is from RefSeq and is a predicted model, not a curated record.